CGUCACCAAACUUUUCCAGACAGAAAUAUUAAUGUAAUGAAAUCAGUCUUUUUGCAUGGAGACAUUACAAAUCUCGAUGAAUUGUAAAUGAUUGUACGGAGUGACGAUGACGUUUUUCCUCUAAGACAUAAACAAACGCGCUGUACUGCGCGUGCGUAAUAUGUCGUCACAUGUGGGGAUUAUCCGUUCACAGUUACAGGGCGGCUCUAUUCUCGGAACUUUUAAAAAACAUUUUUUUUUUUUGUAAAACAAAUUUUUCAUCAACAUAUUGAAUGUUUAAAUCGUCUCCAGGUUGUACUACGAGAAGAGUGCAACAAUUCGUCACUGUGACGUUGCAAUUGACUGAGACAGAUUGACAUUGAUGUGCAAGGACAGUGCCGCCGUGACGGAGAAAGUUUGGACCUUCCGUCCGGAUGGGGAACAGCGCUCUCAAGUCCCACCUGGAGACUUCCCAGAAGACGGGAGUAUUCCAGCUCACUGGAAAAGGACUUCCGGAGUUUCCCGAGGAACUGCAGCGGCUUACGGCAAACCUCCGAACCGUGGACCUGUCUGACAACAAGUUGGAGUCGCUUCCUCCUUCCAUUGGAAACUAUGCGCAGCUCCGGAGUUUGACCCUCAACGCCAACAGGCUGGGCGGACUCCCCGACGAGAUCGGGAAGCUGAAGAAACUGGAGACUCUUAGUCUGAGUUCCAACCGGAUCCAGCAUCUCCCGCCCACCAUGGACCAGCUCAAGGCCCUGCGGACCCUCAUCCUGGCUGGGAACCGCAUCUCGGAGUUCCCUACCGGACUCGGAGGCCUGAGACACCUGGAUCUGCUGGAUUUGUCCCGCAACCAGAUUCAGAGGGUGCCGCCGGAGGUGUCAGAGUUACAAGUCAUUGAGAUCAACCUCAACCAGAACCAGAUCUCGCUGCUGUCGGCGGAUGUGUCUCGGUGCCCUCGCCUCAAAGUUCUGCGCGUGGAGGAGAACUGUUUGGACCUGGCCGCCAUCCCGCUGUCCAUUUUGAAUGAGUCGCAGGUGUCUCUCUUCUCGGUGGAAGGAAACCUCUUUGAGGUCAAGAGUCUACGGGACCUGGAGGGCUACGACAAGUACAUGGAGCGUUUCACCGCCACCAAGAAGAAGUUUUCCUGAAAAAGCGCCACUGCGUUGUCGUCCUCUUCCGACGCAAAACGGGAAGGAGAAGUGGAAGAAGAGCCAAGAGACGAUCCCGUUGUGUUUCCCGCCAGUUAGCGCCGCUUGUGUCCCGCCAGGAAGUCAUUUGUUCCCCCCCCACCCCCCGCCGCCGCAGCAGACUUGCCGUGGCCAUCCAGAGGAACAGAGCGGAAAUGGAAACCGUUCUCUUUGAGUCACAAAGGCUCAUCAGCUGCAUGUUUUUCCCCGCCGAGGAUGCAGAAAAGAGGAAGUCUUCGGAUGCCCUUCGUCUGAUGGCGUUGACGUGUCAGCCAUGUCGGUGUGUUUGCAUAAUAGCUGCCAUGCGGGCCUCACUAAUCGUUGUUUGCCCUUAGCCAGCGUCAAGCUAUUUCUGUUUCUUUUUGUCACAUGAUUGAGCGAUGAACUCUCACGAUAAAAGCAUACCAAGGACACUAAACUGUUUUCACUAAUGAUGUAGGCUUGUAAAAAAAAAAAAAUUGCUUUUGUUGAUCAAAUAUUAACUCAAUUCUUUCAUGGUAUCAUUCAUAAUUUAAAUUGAAUCAACGAACAAUCUCCAUGAAGAAAAUGUCAAGUGUAUUUAUUGACAAUAAAUCAAUCGGUUGGAUAUAUCAGU
Messenger RNA from Hippocampus comes (tiger tail seahorse), 1764 nucleotides. It is a transcript of the gene lrrc57, whose product is annotated as leucine rich repeat containing 57. NCBI's taxonomy places the organism in Eukaryota, Metazoa, Chordata, Actinopteri, Syngnathiformes, Syngnathidae. Gene Ontology annotation, molecular function: protein binding. The transcript is spliced from 6 exons. The coding region runs from base 414 to 1130 and encodes 238 amino acids. Gene Ontology annotation, cellular component: cytoplasm. The record is from RefSeq and is a predicted model, not a curated record.